Chiroxiphia lanceolata (lance-tailed manakin) is the source of this 2758-nucleotide messenger RNA. It is a transcript of the gene UPP2, whose product is annotated as uridine phosphorylase 2. The transcript has 8 exons. Gene Ontology annotation, cellular component: cytosol; cytoplasm. Gene Ontology annotation, biological process: uridine catabolic process; nucleotide catabolic process. Lineage: Eukaryota; Metazoa; Chordata; Aves; Passeriformes; Pipridae. Gene Ontology annotation, molecular function: uridine phosphorylase activity. Bases 107 to 1111 code for a protein of 334 amino acids. The record is from RefSeq and is a predicted model, not a curated record.
CCCUGAAACCUCUUCUGAGCUCCAAACCCUGAGGGCUGAGGACACAGGGUGGUUUCCUUACCUUUUCAGCAGGGGAUCACUUUCAGCUGACUCUGGUAGAGCCACUAUGACUGAAACAACAGGUUACUCAGGGGGUGGGUUUGUCCAUGUUAAAAACCCACACUUGGACUCGAUGGAGGAGGACAUCCUGUACCACUUGGACUUGGGAACGAAGACACACAACCUGCCAGCAAUGUUUGGGGACAUAAAGUUCGUCUGCGUGGGCGGCAGCCCCAACAGGAUGAGGGCGUUCGCGCAGUUCGUGCAGCGGGAGUUGGGCCUGGCGGGCGCCGGGGAGGAGCUGCCGGACAUCUGCGCGGGGUCGGACCGCUACGCCAUGUACCGGGCGGGGCCCGUGCUCUCCAUCAGCCAUGGGAUGGGCAUCCCUUCCAUUUCCAUCAUGCUCCAUGAGCUGAUCAAACUGCUGCACCAUGCAAAAUGCCGGGACGUCACUAUUAUCCGCAUCGGUACUUCUGGAGGCUUAGUUUGGCAGCAGGUCACAGGUGUUAGGAGCUCUGGCUCAGCCUCAGUUUCCCUGUGCCCAGGGAUCGAGGCCGGCUCUGUUGUGAUCACGGACACGGCCGUGGACUCCUCGUUCCAGCCGCGCUUCGAGCAGGUGGUGCUGGGGGACGUGGUGGUGCGGAGCACCGAGCUGGACAAGGACCUGGCAGAGGAACUGCUCGCCUGCAGCAGGGAGAUUGCAGACUUUCCCACACUCAUCGGCCAUACCAUGUGCACCUAUGACUUCUACGAAGGUCAGGGGAGAUUAGACGGUGCACUGUGCUCCUUUUCCAGUGAAAAAAAGUUGGAGUACUUGAGGAGAGCUUAUGACGCCGGUGUAAGGAACAUUGAAAUGGAGUCCACAGCAUUCGCUGCCCUGUGUGGGCUGUGUGGUCUCAAAGCCGCCGUUGUCUGCGUGGCGCUCCUGGACCGGCUGGAGGGGGACCAGAUCCGGGCAUCCCACGAGGUGCUGUGGGAGUACCAGCAGCGGCCCCAGCGCCUGAUUGCCGCCUUCAUCCGCCAGCGGCUGGGGCUGGGCCCCGCGGGCCCCACGCACCGAUCCCAGCACUGACCCCAGCACUGACCCCGGCAUGGGCACAGCGGGGUCACACCAUGCACUGACCACGGCACGGACACGGCCUGCCACAGCACGGCCCCUGCUCUGGGAAAUGGCAAAGAGACUCGGCCAUGCUGCACUCCCACAGCAGAGAGCCCUCUACAGCUGAGUGCCCUACGGACACUGCUGUGCAGGAGCUGCAGGCCUCCGGCUCAACUGCAAUGGCUCCAACACACGUGCAUGUCCAAGGACAGCUCCAACCUCCAACAUGGCUGGAAUGACACAUGUGCACACCCAAGGACAGCUCCAACCUCCAACAUGGCUGGAAUGACACAUGUGCACACCCAAGGACUGCUCCAACCUCCAACAUGGCUGGAAUGACACACGUACACACCCAAGGACUGCUCCAACCUCCAACACAGCUAGAAUGGCUCUGACACACAUGCACACCCGAGGACAGCAGCUCUAGCCAAAAUUUGCACAGAAAAUAAGGCUGUGUUACUGAGCUGCAGGUUGUGUUACUGAGCUGCAGGUUGUGUUACUGAGCUGCAGGUUCCUUGCUCCCGGCUCCACUCAUCGUAAAGGACUGUCCUGUUAAGGUCACUCCUGUCCACGGUGAUCCUGUAGGAAGGAGAUCCCUUUGCUUUGGGCAUAAAGCCAAAGCCUAAGUAAAUGACAUCCCAAAAUAAUCAGUACUUGUAACCAUUAUUGUUACUGCUGUUACAGAGGCUGUUCAGACUUUCAUUCCUACAGUAUUUAAAGAUGUGACAAACUGGCAGGUGCCAGAGUUUAAGCACGAGAGGCCGUCUCUGGCUGAGCAGGAGCAGCUUGACCCUUGUCAUAGGGUGGGCAGGCUUGGGCACAGAGACCCUUGUGAGGUAGUGGGAUGAGGAGCACAUAGUGCUGACAUAACCUUGACCUGAUUUCACAUAACUGCAUCUUUUACAUCCAGCAAAUCAUCUGCAAGUGUCUCCACAAGCUGGAAGAGACUGAACUGCACCUGGGUGGAAUGGAGGGGUUGUUUGCAGAGCGUCCCCUAUAGCCUGAAGAAUUCCCACAAAAUCACUUUCAGUUCUUAAGGUUCACUAACAAGCUUGCUUCCAAAUUAAUUUGGAACAGUAACUUACAGGGAACUUGCAGGAUAACUUACAGAAAGUGUUCAAGGCCAGGCUGGAUGGGGCUUGGACCAGCCCGGCCUCGUGGAAGGGUGGGUGGAACUGAAUGGGCUUUAAGGUCCCUUUCAACCCAAACCAUUUUGGGAUUCUCUGAUGAUUCUAUGAUAUCGUGAAAACUGGUGCCAUGAAAAAGCAAAUUCCACUUUAUACAAGAAAAGGAGACUGGUUCCUGGUUUCCAUUCCAAGAUGGCAGUUUUUAGCCUCUAAUAUUAAUAUGACAGAGAAGAAAUCCCAGGACAGGAAUCAGUGUCUUCCCAGAAUAGACACACAUUCCUCCAGUCACUUACCAUGCAAUCCAACCUACUCUUCCAACUCAGUUCUGCCAAGUUCAAAGUCCACUUCAGAAACUCCCAUACUAACAGCAAUGUACCUUCAAGCUCUUUGUGAAAGUAAUUUAAAACCUCUCAAGGAAAAAGAAUACUGGACUUGAAUCUCAAAAGAUUUUGCACCACUGAAAUUAUCUUUUAGAUCUGCUUUUAAAGGCAAG